This is a messenger RNA of Caenorhabditis angaria, 319 nucleotides long. The record is from the annotation of a GenBank genome assembly. Lineage: Eukaryota; Metazoa; Nematoda; Chromadorea; Rhabditida; Rhabditidae.
AUGUUAUCCUGUUAGUAUUUGAUGCUCAAACAUUUUUACAACAACUUUUUUUCAGACAGCAAAUUGAUCAUAAUGCUUUUGUUACUUAACUUGAUUCAAGAAACAAGUUCAAAUGAAGUUAUAUGCGGCUUCAUAUCGCGAACAGUAAACAUGUAUGACUUUUAUAAAGUUGCUGAAACCACAGUAAUCUUUUUUUAUACAAUUUUUUUGCAUUUUCAGUUGCGAGACAAUACAUAUUGUGGAGGUUUGGACAUCAAUCGUAAAUCUUUCACUAUGCAGACUUAACAAAAACUGUGAGAAUGCAAAAUUGUAUCCUUGA